Pecten maximus is the source of this 5515-nucleotide messenger RNA. Its product is annotated as ankyrin repeat and BTB/POZ domain-containing protein 1-like. Gene Ontology annotation, cellular component: cytoplasm; ubiquitin ligase complex. Bases 273 to 2432 code for a protein of 719 amino acids. The record is from RefSeq and is a predicted model, not a curated record. NCBI's taxonomy places the organism in Eukaryota, Metazoa, Mollusca, Bivalvia, Pectinida, Pectinidae. The transcript is spliced from 15 exons. Gene Ontology annotation, molecular function: protein binding.
UUAAAGUCGAUCGGGUAGGCGGCGAUGUCCUACCUGUAUCUGUGUAUUACGACAUAUGCGUGCCGCGUUCCAAACUGAUAAUUUGGACUGAUAAUAUGAGGUUUGUGUAUUUUGCAAUACACGUUUAGCGACACGUCUGACACAUACAACUCAACUAGGCAAACAUUGCAACCCACGGCACCAUUCCACGGAAUUUGAGGAGAUUUGAGAAUUCAUAUUUAAAAACAACUGUACUGUAGAGGUUUUCUAUAACUGACCUAGGUCAGUGGACUAUGGCCAUGGCUUCAGCGCCUCGUAGACAGGUGAAGAGACAACAAUCCAAAGAAGUUUGGAACACGGAACUCCAGCAAUUCUUCAGUUGUGUUCGUCGUGGCAAGGUUUCCGAAGUAGAUCAUUUUGUGAAGAAAGUCAAAAUAGAUGUGAACACUACCGAUCCCUGGGACAACUGUCCGCUGUACCUGGCUAGUCUCUGUGGACAUAUUAAAAUGGUGAAAUAUCUACUGAAAGCAGGUGCCCGAUAUGAUGCUCAGAGUAUUGAAGGACAGAGAUGUUUCCUGUCGGCUCUCACCACAGACAUCAGACACAUCCUUAAGGAAUACCAAUCCGGAUCUGCUUGUGUUGUCUCGGAGAGGCCCACAGAAAGUCCGAGUAUCUCCAACCUCACAUCUUUCCUACAAACGAUGUAUGAAAGGACUCCAGACUUUGACGUGGAACUUAUUGUCGCUGGUCAAACAUUUUUAGGACACAAGUGCAUCCUUUGUGUCCGGUGUGCUUACUUCCACAAAAGACUAACCGCUCCAGAUUCACUACAACUCAAGACCCUGGAGCUUACUGACCCGGUGUUUACUCCAGAAAGUAUGCGUGGAAUUCUUCAGUUCCUCUACACAGGGGGACUUGAUCUGCCGGUAGAAGAUGUAGAGGACACCCAGAGAUUAGCCGCCUAUCUUGGCUUUACAACUCUGGCAAACUGCAUCGAGGCUGAAAUGAAAGAAUCCAAAACGCGUAAGAAUGUGACGGUGAAAGAAGAUCUGGCUGAAGCAGUCAUCAGUGUACAGUAUCAGAUGCUGAGGACGGAUCUGCUGUAUGACCUGAGACAGCUUGUAAUGUCAGCUGUACCCCAGCUACUACACCAACUGAUAGGAGGUACCGCUGAUCACACGACAGAGGCAAGCAAGAAGGACAUGGCUGACACGAACACAAACAGCCCGAUCUUCCCCGAUAUAUGUUUCUGUGUGGGAAAUCAGCAGUUUGAGUGUCACAAGAUGUUUUUUUACGGGAGAAGUGAGUUUUUCCGGAUCAUGUUAAUUGAGAAACAAGAUGACCAGCCACCGGCCCUAGAGGGAUACAGACCAAUGGUCAACCUGGAUGACAUCACAGAGGAGGAUUUCGUACACGUUGUUUCCUAUCUAUACCAGGAUCAAUGCUUGGUUGGUGUUGCUGACCAGAACAGACUGUUAGAGAUUUGCGACAGAUGGACGCUACCACAACUAAAGUUACUGCUGACAGACGAGGGACAAGAUGUCACUGUCGACAAUGUGAUGCAGAUAUAUGCAGCAACCAGUCAAGGAAAUGAAAACCUUCUGACAAAAUGCUAUCAGUGCAUUUCUGAAAACUUCAUGGAGUUAGCUUCACAGUACGAGUUCCACCAGUUCCUGAAGAGAGAGUUACCUGCUCCUGGUGAAGAUGAACCUCUAGUGAAGACUUCUAUAAUUGCGAAACUUCUUUACCAUAUCCGUAUCACAGCACGUACAUGGCAGGAUAAGAAAUUUGCCAACGAGAAGAUCAAGAAGCUAAACUACAUUGUUUCUAACAGACUGGGAUACGAGGCCAACUUCACUCUGUUUGAUAUUCCACCUGUACCACCAGAGUGUCUGAGUGCUACACCUGUACCCCCAAAACCUCUGAGUACUACACCUGUACCCCCAAAACCUCUGAGUACUACGCCUGUACCGCCAGAAUAUCAACCUACUAAUGUAACCGUUCAUUGGCACGAGGGACAGGAUGUUACUGUCGACAACGUGAUGCAAGCUUAUGCAGCAACCAGUCAAGGAAAUGAAAACCUCAGGACAAAUUGUUAUCAAUGCAUGGCUGAAAACUUCCUCGAGUUAGCUUCGCAGUACGAAUUCCACCAGUUCCUGAAGAGAGAGUUACCUGCUCCUUGUAAAAAUGAACAGCUGGUGAAGAAUUCUAUAACUGCGAAGCUUCUUUGCCAUAUCCGUAUCCCAGCACGUACGUGGCAGGAAAAGAAAUAUGCCAACGAGAAGAUCAAGAAGCUAAACUACAUUGUCUCUAACAGACUGGGAUACGAGGCCAACUUCACUCUGUUUGAUAUUCCUCCUGUACCGCCAGAAUCUCAGAAUACUACAGAAACUGUUAAUUCACAUGAGCACACAAAGCGGUCAUCAUCAAAAAAUUCUUGUGUAAUAUUGUGACCUGUUUUGUAUCUGAUGUGUCAUAUAAAAAGCUUAUACUUGUUAGCUUCGCAGUACGAAUUCCACCAGUUCCUGAAGAGAGAGUUACCUGCUCCUGGUAAAAACGAACAGCUUGUGAAGACUUCUAUAAUUGCGAAACUUCUUUACCAUAUCCGUAUCACAGCACGUACAUGGCAGGAAAAGAAAUUUGCCAACGAGAAGAUCAAGAAGCUAAACUACGUUGUCUCUAACAGACUGGGAUACGAGGCCAACUUCACUCUGUUUGAUAUUCCUCCUGUACCCCCAGAAUAUCAACCUACUACAGUAACCGUUAAUUCAUAUGACCAGGCAAAGCGGUCCUCAUCAAAAGAUACCUGUGUAAUAUCCUGACCUGUGUCGGACGUAUUAUAUAGAAAGCUUAUACUUGGUGAGUUUGAAACUGUAUACAGUUAAAACCCGCUUGUGUUAAACAAGCUCGAAUCAAAUACCAGGUACAUGAAUGUCCAAAAAAAAAAAAAAAAAAAAAAUUAUUGAAUUACAACAGUUGUGAAAUGAUACCAAUUGAUAUUAAUCACACUUGUUGACCUGGAGGGAGGCGUACUGUUGGAGGUAACAGGAGUACCCAGCAAUAGGUACUUGAUAUCUGCAGGGGAUAAAGUUUUGCUUUACUUGCUUUCAUUAAAUAUAUAGUGAACGAACUAAAUUGGGUAUAUCACACACGAAUGUCUAAGCAUAUAUUAAACCUGUUUAUUGUAACAGUAAGUGAAACGUCAAUUAUUAAAAAUGUAAAAAUCAUAAAAUUUAAACUACUUUUAGUUAGGAUUCAAAAUUACCAUCUAGAGAGAAAAAAAUACCUAAAUUGUAAAUUAUCAAAUAAUUUGGCAAUUAAAUUUCUCUUAAUUUUGGUUGUUUAUGACUUAAGGAAAAAAGAAAUAUAAUAUUAGGCCAAAAUAACAAUAAAGUUGGUUUGGCAUAACCCGACUGACCCAGAAAAAAUGUGCCAACUCAAAAAAUGUUAUUGUGAAAAAUAAAACAUUGUUUUUUAAAGAUUUUACCAUUUCGGAUAUUUAUGUCCGGAAGUUGAUGUGCAGGUUUGAAACUACGUCUCUCAAACCCAAAUAAGGUCGGUGUGUGUUUCUUUUGUUAAAGAACACAAAAUAAAUAAUGAUUCCCAUAUUCUGAUUUGUUUUCAUAUAAAAGGUUGAAAAUCUGUUUUAGAACUGAAUUAAAAAAAAAAAAUCAGCCCUACCUACCUACCCAUAUGUAAGACCCCCUUGUCAGGUUACAGCAAACCAAGAUAUUUUUAAGGGUGGCCUUACUCGUGUAUUUCAAAAUGACUAUUAUUUUAACAAAUAAGCACAUACCUGGUAAUAAGCCCAUCCAUGUCCAUUACACUAGUUCCUUAGAAACUUUAGCACAAUAAGUCUCUAAGCCCAUUGACUGACGGGAAUAAAGACAGUUUACCGGUGUUCAAACCUCAAUUUGUUGGUGGAUGGGGUUAAAAUGAUCUGCUACUUUUGAAGUACUCAAUUUUCUAGAGCUAAUUAUUGGAUUGAAACUUUCCUAGUGCUGAUGUCUUGCAUAAAUCACACAGAUUUUCCUGCGGGCAUUCAUGUUGUUUGUUUUUAAGAAAGUAGAUCGUGAAUCUGUGAUAAUCUUAGAUAUUUUUAACAUACCUGUAAUCUGUUCUAUAAUGGUAGUUUACCUACGAUGUAUUGACAAUACUUUUAUUGAAGAUAUACGUGUACUUGAGAUUUAUAUUUGUUUUAUGAAUCCUUGACUGUGAGUACGUAAUGGUAUAUUGUGUGUGCUUUUUAAAAGACGUAGUAUGCUUUCAUUUCAACAUCAGCAUGCUGGUAUUUUGAAGUUGGAAUCCCAGAUUUAGAAUUCUUAAUUGUUUUACAUUAAGAUAUUAUUUGAAAGUUUUGUGUGCUUCAAAUUUACGUGCUUUAUGUAACAGAAAUAUCCCAGUGCUCUCUGAAUUUUUUACCCUUGAUUAUGGCUUUAAUUUUACACAUUAUAAUAUGUCAACAUCUUGCUUUUUUUGGCAAAUUUAAAGCCACAUGCAUGUAUGUAUGUUAUGAAACCUUUUUUUCAGAUUUUUGUUUAUUCUGUAAUUAUACCUGAUGUGAGUAGACUUAAAUAAAUCAUUACCAGUAUAGGAAUUAAGCAUGGUAUUUAGGUGAAUACUCCCUAGCUGUCACCUUCGUUGGAAAACUGACGAAUAAUCUAUUGGCCCAAUUGUCCAGGUUUAGAUACCAAAAUCUAUUCACAUAUUAAAGCCACAAGAUUUACUGCAAGAGAAAUUAAUCUUCAACAGCCUUAAUUCUUAUUCUAUUGUUUUAUAUUGUAUCAUUAUAAUUAUAUAUACAUGCAUUAUCAACAUUUUAUUCCAUCUACAUUUUAUGAAAUAUAUCAUCAAGGCUUAAUUGAUAUUUUUUUUUGCCUAAGAUUAGAUAAGCCUUUGCUUGGUAAUAAGCCUGAAUCUUGUAAUAAGCCAAGUCUGGUAUAAAGCUCAAGUUUUUUUUGAUAAGCAAGAGUCUUGUAAUAAUUCCUUGCUGGUAAUAAGUCCAUGUCUGGUAAUAACUCCAUGUAAUGUAAUAAGUCCAUGUCUGGUAAUAAGUCCAUGUCUGGUAAUAAGUCCAUGUAUGGUAAUAAGUCCAUGUAUGGUAAUAAGCCAUCGUCUUGUAAUAAGCCCAAUAAUUGAAAUAUAUUAGUUACAAAUGAUAUUUCAUUGUCGGGCAAUAACCCUGCUCCCUUACUUUGAAUAUAUAUAUAUGUUCGUCCAAUGGACUUAUUACAGGGUAAGUACGGUAUUUUGAUGUAGUAGUUGAUAUAGACAUCUGCCAGACAGUCCUGCUGGUAAAAAAUGAAAACAAACAAUAUUUUAUGUAGAAAUAAAAUUUAUUUCAUUUUAAAGAUUAUAGCUGAUUAUCUUUAAAAGCUAUUACCAGACAUAUUUGUUAAAGAAUACUGCAUGAAAAUACUGACAUUUAAGAUCAUGUGAUAAUAUAUAUAUCAGUACACAUAAUAAAUACCUCUAAAUAUUUUGUUUGUGCCAUAUUUAUUUAAGAUCUAUCUAAAUAAAUCUGAUAUAUAUCUUA